CUGCUGGAGCCCGGCGCCCUGCUGGAGGGUCGCUCCCCGGCCGGCCGCCUGCGCUCGCUGGCCGCGCUGCGUCCCGCCCCCCACCCGCCGCUCGCCGCCCUGCUGCCCUUCCUGGAACCGUUCGCCGACCUGCGCUACGUCGUCCGCAGACUCCGAGGUGCGUCACGACCCCUCCGCUCGUCCCUCGUCUCCGGUUCUUGUCUGUAUGUUCCGUCGCAUGUUUCAGAGCUGGCGAAGGGCGGGUGUCUCAGCGAGUACAGGUGGAACGCGGGCGGGUCCGAGUGGGACGCGUCCAAGCCGACGGACGCGGAGCUGGUGCUGCACCUGUUCGCCACGUACCUGGACGGGCAGCUCGCGGGCGGCGGCGGCGCGCGGCCCUUCAGCACCGAGCACGUGCUGGAGCGCGGCGGGGUGCGGCGGCCCGCGCGGCCCGGCGUGCCGGCCGUGGUGCGCGUGUCGGCCCGGCCGCCGCACUACGCGCUGGCGCUGGGCGCGGACACGCUGGAGGUGGGCCGCGGCCGGAACAACCUGCUGCACGCGCUGCUGCUGCUGCUGCUGGCGCCGCCGCCGCGCGCCUCGACCCGCCCGCGCUCGGCCGCACCUCGCUCGGCCGCGCCGGACUCAACAUGCUCUGGAUCAUCGGUCGAGAUCGCUGACCUCUCAAUAAAUCUUUUCCUACGUCACGUGUAUUUUCUUCUUUAA
Molecule: messenger RNA, 702 nt
Organism: Danaus chrysippus (African queen)
Lineage: Eukaryota; Metazoa; Arthropoda; Insecta; Lepidoptera; Nymphalidae
Source: the annotation of a GenBank genome assembly